ACCGCCUCUCUCUGAUCUUCCCGUGAUUCCUUUAAAUCGAUCAGCGAUUGAUCUCAAGUUCUCAACAGAGAGAGAAGUUUGUUUUAGAGAGAUUUUGAUAUCUAGGGUUUGCUUUGGAUACUUACUUCGUCUUUCCUAGGGUUUUGGUGCAGAUAUGGAUUCCAUGAUGAAAGAUGUUGAUCCGUCCGUAUUGUUAGCCAAUGACUUUAUACAAUCUCACUUCACGAAUUUAAAUACUUCCGAAGCAUUAGCCAAUUGCUUUCUCCAAUCUUACUUCCUGAAUCUUGGAGUCUAUCCCGAGGUAGUUCACAUGAUGUGGUAUGCCGACGACAGUGUUAUGACUAGACCCGGUCCUGAUGGUACAAUGAUGUCUUUUACAUCACCUGAGGCAAUUAUGGAGCAAAUCGUUUCAUGCGACUAUGAAGGUGCUUCGUUUGAUGUGAUGAGUUUUGCUGCUCAGAGUUGCAAUUCUAGUUCUGAAGAUGGAGCAUUUAUCAUGGUUACUGGUUUCUUGACUUGUAAAGACAAACAAUUGAGGAGGAGAUUUGUUCAAUCUUUGUAUUUAGCACGUCGUCAAGAUAGGUCUUAUGCCAUUGUCAAUGAUAUCCUCCGCUAUAUCGAUUCAAUACCAGCAUUACCUUCUGUUCCUGAAUCCGAUUUUGCAGCUGGAUUUGUCAAGGUUUACUACGAGUUGCCUAUGCGUGAGGAAGUUGGUUUGAUGUAUGUCAAUGAAAGUGUUAUGAGCAGACCGACUUCGACUUCUGGUAGAACAAUGGUCGAGAUGCCAGGCCUUGAUGCAAUCAACAAGAGGGUCUCCAAUGAGCAUAGGAGGGCUUCUAAUUUUAUAUUGAAUAGUGUGGAUUAUCAGAUCUGCAGAUCCUUUAAAGAUAGAAUCUUUAUCAUGGUAUGCGGUUUCGUGACUCUAGACGACAAAACAGAGAGGAAGUUUUUGCAAUUUUUCUAUGUGGCGCGUAGUCAAAAUGGGUCUUAUGUUAUCUACAAUGACAUCCUCCGUUAUGUUGAUGUUACUCCUCAAGACACACUUGAAAGCUUGAGCCAGUCCGCUGCAAAAACUAGUACUGAUGUCGAGCUUCCUUACUUCAUGGUUAAGAAGGGGAAGUUACUCUCUUAUUUUAACAACAUAGACCCGCAAAAUUACCACCACUAAUGGUUUAUGCUAGUGUUGUUGUUUCGCCAACUUUUUUUUUUUU
Molecule: messenger RNA, 1211 nt
Organism: Arabidopsis arenosa
Lineage: Eukaryota; Viridiplantae; Streptophyta; Magnoliopsida; Brassicales; Brassicaceae
Source: the annotation of a GenBank genome assembly